GUAGCCAGAAGCUGUCUAUGUGGGUCUCAUAUAUUGCAAUUUGUCUACGUCACGUUUCCAUGCCAACCAACGUGCUUUACUAACUACCAGUGGCGCACAGGCUAUUGUGUGUUGUAUGAGGCCCGUCCGUCGCUACUACUCGUGUACCUACCACACACCGGUACAGCACGGCCACCGUAUAUACCGGCUGAUCGAUCUCUCCGCACGACUGCCAAUGUAAAUCCCCGUAAAUUAUCAUGUAAUUUUACGCCUAUUAAUACGACACCGUGUCACAUCGUGGGGUUGUGGAACGGUGUGACUGGCGACAGGCAAGAUGUGAUCCCGAAACAGAUCGAGAGGCCAGACGCGUUAUAACGAGGGAACAUCAUCUAUACGUGUGUGAUUUAGAAAUAUAUGUGUGUGUGUGGUAGCUUUUCCGCGUCAUCAUUUUAAUCAUCGUCAUCCUCAUCCCAAAGCAUAGGCGGUAGUGUAUUAAAGUGUCGUAUGGAUUUUCCAGCAUCACCACCAACAGCACCGACUGUAUCCAUGAUUGAAUGUAGUCUGACGACGAAACGUUGGCUGUUUGUGAGAGAUACGUUAUAUAAUGCAAGCUAGCACACCAGGCGAGCCACAAUCAGCUGAUAUAACAAGAGUGUCGUCUUCUUUAUAUCGCCACAGCAGCAGCGAAAGUGGCACUAGCAGCGAAGGGGUCAAAUGCAUCCCCUUUAACCCUGUCACAAGGGAGAGCAUCAGUGGCGUCUCCAUUACCAUGAAAACCCAGCCCCGCAAAGACGGGUUUGACCCCGACCACAAGACAACGACCCGGAUAGAUUUCGGGGACUUCUUUCCCGACGGCGGUUGGGGCUGGGUGGUAACAGGAGCCGCGACUCUGGUAAACAUUUUGUGUAACGGAUUCCAUUACGCCUUCGGGACCCUGUACCUUUGCAUUUUAGAACAAAAGGAAUUGAAACAUCGAGCUGACGCCAUCAAUACAGCAUGGCUCGGAAGUGUCGGUGUCAGCAUCACGCUUUUCCUUUCGCCUAUCAUCGCCACAAUCUGUCAACGAAAAAGCCCGAGACUGUACGCCGUCAUUGGGGGCCUUAUCUGUUCCCUUGGGUGCUUGUUUUUAGCCUUCUCAACCGAAAUGGAUCAGUUAUUUAUCAGUCACUGCGUCGUGCUUUCAUUGGGAAGUGGAAUAACUCUUACUUCUGCCAAUAUUAUUGUUGGACGUUAUUUCCGCCGGAAACGGCAUUUAGCGGAAAUGAUCAUGAUUUCCGGUACAGGACUCGGCGCUGCUGUGAUGUCCGUUUUGUUUAGGAAUCUGUACAAAAAAUUAGAAUGGCGGGUAGCCCUUCAGUGCCUAGCUGGUAUCCUUGUGCUGACGAUCUUCGCAGGAUCCCUGUAUCGCUCCGCGUCCAUGUAUCAUCCCCGGCGGAAGGUUAUUGUGCACAUUAAGUCACAGAAAAAGGGUCGUAGGGAUCAGGAGGACGACAACACCGUGGCCUACUUUGACUUUUCUGCACUUAGAAUGCGUUCCCUCCAGGCCCUAAUGUGUAUCACUGGAAUUGUAGGCUUGGGAAUUUACGUUCCUUUCGUCGUCAUGAUAAAGACGGGGUCAGAGCAUUACGACAAGGAUAUGUUACUGCUGUAUAAUGUCUACCUGGGUCUGGGAUUCCUACUCGGCUGUCUUAUUCACGGAUACAUCGUCAUCCGCGAGAGUAAAGAGUGCGUUAUUUCCACCCACCAUCUGUGCCAGUCCUCGUGUAUAGCGUGUGGGUUGCUCACUCUCCUCCUCAUCAUGGCCAAAGACUUUAACGCGUUCGCAUUGUACGCAUGGGCGUUUGGCAUCUUCUGUGGAGGCUACCACUAUACCCUCAAAAUGUACACGUACGAACUGGUCAAGCUCAAAAUCAUGGAGAGGGCGUGGGGCUUUGUUGCUGUAGGACAGUGCAUCCCGGUGUUGAUAGGAUCGCCAAUCUCGUUAUACCUCAAUAGAACAUACGACACACCAAAGGCUGGCUACAUUUUCUCCGGCGUGUCAAUGCUGCUGGGUGGACUGCUCUUCUUUCUCAUGCCAAUGUUUGAAAAACAUAAAUCAAACCAGGAAAUUAUCCAAAUUGCGAAAAACACCUGUAGUAAGAACAGUGCCGAGGCGGCGGCUCUGCUCGACCUUGACCUCACUGAAGCUAUGAUUACAAAGCCUCUUAAUAACGUGCAAUUCAUUGUGUCACCUUCUCGUCUUAAACAGAACGGCAAGGACACAGGGCGCAUUCAGAUGCAGUGUUUCAUUCAUCACAAGGAGAAGGAGAGGCCCAGACAGAUUCUGUUAUCUAAGAUCACAGAGGAGAAGGAAGGUCUACGUCUCGACUUCAACGAAGUGUCACACGCCUCGCUGUCCUCCAAAGCAACGGACAGUUCAUCGUCCCACUCCCACAGACGGGACAGGUUUGAGCGGUCUGAGCUCUCCCACAGCUGUGCGCACACGUCUGAGUACCCAAGCGACAGUACACAUUCAAAUCACACGGGCAAGUCCGCCCAGUCUGAGAGCACUUCAUCUCGCUCGGGUGAACACCGUGGCGAGCACCGCAGCGAACACAGGAAGUUCAAAAAGAGCAUGGACAACGUCCGGAUAGAGUUGUUUGAUCCUCCGAGCCAGGAGAAGGAGUCGACAGCCACUGUAUCGUACGACAGUGAUCUGUAUAUAAACUUAUGCGAGGCCCAAGUCUAAUGUAUACUCGAUUUAUGUUUAUACUAUAUGUAUAAUACUAUUUUCAGUUAUAUGACUUAUAUUAUUAUAUUGUUAUGAUAAACCAGCUUUCAUGAUAAGUUUUAAUAUACAAAGUUGGUGUUUCCUUCGCUGCUCAGGUCAAGGAGGGAUACACACGAAGGCAGCAAUGUGAUACUCUUUCCUGGACUUGCGCCCAUGUCCUGUGGCUGGUCAUGGUUCAUGUUUCUUGAUUAGCGCUCCGUAAAGAGGGAGUUUUUGGGUUAGUAUAGUGGUUAGACUGGUAUUCGGGCCGGAUCCUUCAUAGAAUAAUACUCGCUUUUGUGUUGUUGGCUGGACUGGUCAUGAUAUCGGAUAUGGAGAAUAUUUGGAAGUCUGUUAAAGGCUGGGGAGGGUUGAUAAAGGGAGGACUGUGGUUAGAGUUAUAUACUGGAAGGACAGUUCAGUAAAGGGGUGAAAUUUUCACCGGUUCGAACUUGAAGGUGAAUGUAAUACUGGGCGAAAUAAAGCGAAGUAUGUUGACGUAUAUUUAUCUGUACCGGUUAGAAUACGUGAGUAAAUUCAAUACUUGAUGAAUUGUUUUAAAACGCCAGAAGUAGAAAUUCGACUAGGCGAAAGGAACACGAUUUCCAUUGUUGGGGUCUACCUAUGGAUUUGUGUAAUAAACUGAUUUUUAGCUUUGGAAAGCCUUGACCCUUUCUUGACUAUCAGCAUGUUCAAAACGUUUGUUUUCUUGGAUAUGAAUGUAGUGGGUCGAUGUGGGUGGGCUUUGGAGUAUUAUAAUUUCCGGUAGGGUCGGUGAUGACCCGGAUGGCUGCCUCUAUAACCGGCGUACGCCUGGACAUAUAUACAGUUUAUAUAUAGAUAUAUAUACAAUAUAUGUGUGUAUUAAUUUGUUCGUGUCUAUCUUCACUAUUCCAGUCUUUGAUUAUAGGAUGUGUCUCUAUGAAAAAAACCCUGUUUUUAACGUGUACAUGACUUUUAGACAUAUUUGACGGAUUAGUAAUGUUUUUGAAAAAACCCAUUCCUGUGUAUCAUUCCCAUUGAAAUCGAAUUGUUUGUAAGUGAUACCAACCACUUCUCAAACAAAAUACAAAAAAAACCACCAUGCGUGUUUCGAAUUUUGAAAUUAUGUAUGGACUCAUCCUAUAAUUAAAGGCAACUGAUAACCGUUAAGAUGGCGCUGAAUAAGUAUUAUAAUUAUAUAAUUGUCUGUCAUUUUAUUCUUGUCAUUUGCUCAUGGGAAGUCGUGCUUGGAAUUAUGUAAAUGUACAAAUUAUAUAAUUGUAAAUAAGUGAAACAAACACAAACCGGGCUAGUUCUCCAACGCUAGCAGCCUAUGAAAUAACAAAUACCAUUUCUUUUCCUUAUAACGAUAUAUGUACCCAAACAUAGAGAGGAAAGGGAGAGAAUGUGAGAGAAAUAGGGAGAGCGAAAAAGGGAGGGAAGUAGACAUUUAAAAAAAGCGAUCGCUGAAAAUUGUAACAGAAAUAAGCCAUGAGUUAGGCUUGGAGAAUUAGCCCCAAUAUGUAUGUCUGUGUGUGUGACAGAUGAUUUGUGAAAUAUAUUACAAGUUCGUGGAUCAAUAAAUGCUGAAUAUAGCAUAGGAGAUGGUUUGUGACGUUAAGCGGAAAUACAGAUGUUUAAAAUGAAUUCAACUACAAUUCAAGUACAUAUCUUAAGUGCCACAGCUAAGUCCACAUGUCGUAUACCAGCGGUUGUUUUCAUAAAAGCGCUUACUUACAACGUAAUGAUUUGGGCAUUAAUUAAAAACGUUCCUGAAAGCUUACAGAUAUCAAUAUCGAAGUGCAAUGUAACAAAUACACCAUCUUUGCGAUAACAAAGAUGAGAAUUAUAUUGGAUGUCAAACUGACUAGUUUAGUGCAAUUUGAAACAAUAAAAAAUAUAUAUGCAUGAUUAUUAUAAUAUUAUUGACAAAAGGCAGCGGAUUGGUCUUUUCCACGUGACGUAGGGUACAUAGUCAGCUUAAUAAGAUCACGACUAGGCCUGGAUAUUGGUUCAAAGGAGAUUAUGACGUAAUCCAGUUUCGCUUGGGAAAAUAUUAUUAACAAAAGUGUCCGGACUGACGGCAUUCCACUGUCCCAUAUGUACUACAAUCCUGGCAUGUCUUAUGUUUAGCAGUUGUGUGAUUUCAGCAGCUUAUGAAGGUUAGCAUAUUGAACAUUUGUUGGUCCAUAACUUGGACGAUUCAUGUCGCAAUUUUGAGUGCUUCUGUGACAUAAAAUAUACAAAAACAACAAACUGUUUUGUUAUGUUUCUUA
Messenger RNA from Mizuhopecten yessoensis (Yesso scallop), 4986 nucleotides. Its product is annotated as monocarboxylate transporter 2-like. Gene Ontology annotation, biological process: transmembrane transport. Bases 584 to 2707 code for a protein of 707 amino acids. Lineage: Eukaryota; Metazoa; Mollusca; Bivalvia; Pectinida; Pectinidae. Gene Ontology annotation, molecular function: monocarboxylic acid transmembrane transporter activity. The transcript is spliced from 5 exons. The record is from RefSeq and is a predicted model, not a curated record.